CCGGGUUGGACUGAGGGAUUGCAGACCUCCUCCGUGUCGCCGGAUUAACCCACCCUCUUCCCCCUUCGGGUAAAAAAGUGCUUAUUCCACUCCAAAGUGCCAUGUCUGAACUGUUCACGGGAAGAAAGGACUCCUGAGACGUGCCCGCACCUUUGCACCUGCCUUGGGCUUCCCCCAUCUCGGCCACCUUCCCCUGCGGAGCAGCACCGAGGAAGCCCCCUUUGAACGUGCUCUGUGGAAACUGGUUCUCCGAGGCUGGAGCGCAGAGGCUGGGUUUGGGGGAGGAAUAUUAGACUCGGAGGAGUCUGCGCGCUUUUCUCCUGCCCGCGCCUCUCCAUCGCCGCUAGUUCACCGCUGGGUCCCUGUGCUGCGUCCUCCACCCCACCCACUUCCUGUGCUCGCCCGGGGGGCGUGUGCCGUGCGGCUGCAGGAGUUCUGGGAAGUUGUGGCUGUCGAGGAUGGGGGUCUGUGGGUACCUGUUCCUGCCCUGGAAGUGCCUCGUGGUCGUGUCUCUCAGGCUGCUGUUCCUUGUACCCACAGGAGUGCCCGUGCGCAGCGGAGAUGCCACCUUCCCCAAAGCUAUGGACAACGUGACGGUCCGGCAGGGGGAGAGCGCCACCCUCAGGUGCACGAUUGACAACCGGGUCACCCGGGUGGCCUGGCUGAACCGCAGCACCAUCCUCUAUGCUGGAAAUGACAAGUGGUGCCUGGACCCACGCGUGGUUCUCCUGAGCAACACCCAAACCCAGUACAGCAUCGAGAUCCAGAACGUGGACGUGUACGACGAGGGCCCGUACACCUGCUCCGUGCAGACGGACAACCACCCCAAGACCUCGCGGGUGCACCUCAUCGUGCAAGUAUCUCCCAAAAUUGUAGAGAUUUCUUCAGAUAUCUCCAUUAAUGAAGGGAACAAUAUCAGCCUCACCUGCAUAGCAACGGGUAGACCAGAGCCUACGGUUACCUGGAGACACAUCUCCCCCAAAGCCGUGGGCUUUGUGAGUGAAGAUGAGUACCUGGAGAUCCAGGGCAUCACGAGGGAGCAGUCCGGGGACUACGAAUGCAGCGCCUCCAACGACGUCGCCGCGCCAGUGGUGCGGAGAGUGAAGGUCACCGUGAACUAUCCGCCGUACAUUUCAGAAGCUAAGGGUACAGGCGUCCCCGUGGGACAGAAGGGGACACUGCAGUGUGAAGCCUCCGCGGUCCCCUCAGCAGAAUUCCAGUGGUACAAGGAUGACAGAAGGCUGGUUGAAGGGAAGAAGGGGGUCAAAGUGGAAAAUAGACCUUUCCUCUCAAAACUCAUCUUCUUCAAUGUCUCCGAACACGACUACGGGAACUACACCUGUGUGGCCUCCAACAAGCUGGGCCACACCAAUGCCAGCCUCACGCUCUUCGGCCCCGGUGCGGUCAGCGAGGUGAACAACGGGACGCCGAGGAGGGCAGGCUGCAUUUGGCUGCUCCCUCUCCUGGUCUUCCUGCUCCUCAAGUUUUGAUCUGAGUGCCCCUCCCCCACGGGAACCGCUGCCUGCACUACCGCCACCACCCCACGCAACGGCAACUCCGACACAGGCACGGCGCAAACCCUUCCAAUGAGAUGUAAUCAGAGGACACUCAGAGACACGGCCACUGGGCCCAUUCUAGGGCGGGAGCAAGGACACCUGGGGAAACACGGUCACCAGGACGCCGGGUCCCGGCAGGCCUUGCAGACAUGUAGGUUCAGCUGGGUUUUCUUCCUCCCCCAGCGGGGGCGCGCACAGCCGGCUCUGCUCAGCCCACAAGCUGCACUGGGUGACUUCUGCUCCCGGCUGGACGCGCUCGGCCCCCUGCCCCUCACCUGCCCCACCACGGAAAAGUCUGGAGUCGGCCACCCCCAGUCAGUCAGUCACUAGAGACCAGCACAGAGGGAGCCGCGUGGCCCAGAUGUGCCCCGGGGCCCCGGUAGACUGUGCCACUGGUGUGUGUGUCUGAAACGCAAAUUACAAAAUAAACAAAUAAAAAGGAAACUAACCGAGGCAGCUGCCAGCUCCAACCCCCCAGCCCGAGUCUCAGCAGACAUGGUUAACGUUCUCCUUUUCCCUCUCCUUUCACUACACGGACGUCACGGACAAUAAGGGGUUCUGAGUCAUCAUUAAUUGUAUUCAUUAUAUUUUCUGAUAUGAGUCUAGAACGUAGUGCAGAGACAAGACAAAACUAAAAACCACACAAACGAAAGGGGUGAAGAGAAGUUUGUUAAAGAUUAAAAAAGAAUAGUGCACUUAACUAGGUUUACAACUGGUGGACCCCACACCGGGCAUUGACCGCCUGGUGAGGAUUUGGCAAAUCCACCGAAAAAAACACAACAGAACACACAUACGAUCUAACCAAUCUCGCCACCAGCGCCACAGAGCCCUCCUCAGUCCGGCACCGCGUGCCGACCUCUGCUGUGCUGCUCCACGCUGUGCAGGCGCGGGGCCGGCAGCCGCGUGGGCCGGCUGUGCUUUGGAUGACAUAUAUUACACAGUAUAUAUACAUAUAUUUUUUCUGUUAGAGUCCUAGCCCUUUUCUUCCUCAGCAGGGUCCUUUCUCAGACGUUACUGCAUGCUGUAUAUGGCUUCAGCCGUGUUGACCUUCUAAACGAUGAUAGAGUUUACUGGUAAUUGUGUAAUCAGCUCCUGCCUUUUUAUUUUUUUUUGGGUUAUUUACAUGUCAGAGACAUUUCUACAAAGCGAAAAGAGAAAAAAACCCAUUGAAACCAGGCGCAGGCCCUUUUCUAGGGGUGGCUCCCAGGGGCGCCUCGCCCCUCCGCCCUGACCGACAAGCGACCGCGCCAGCGACAGGCAGUGACCACUUGCUUCGGCCCCUUGGGGAUCUCUGAUGCCUUUGUGACCACUGGAGAGUCGAAUCCUCUUGGUUUAUUUUAUUUAAUUGCCCACCUUUGUGUGCGUGUGUAUGAAAGAGAAGAAAAUGCAGUUUUUAGGUAACCUUUUUUCCUCCCCCGAAGUCUGGGGACC
Molecule: messenger RNA, 2987 nt
Organism: Molossus molossus (Pallas's mastiff bat)
Lineage: Eukaryota; Metazoa; Chordata; Mammalia; Chiroptera; Molossidae
Gene: NTM
Product: neurotrimin
Exons: 7
Coding region: 459-1490 (343 amino acids)
Cellular component (GO): neuron projection
Source: RefSeq, a predicted model, not a curated record